This is a messenger RNA of Phascolarctos cinereus (koala), 9024 nucleotides long. Lineage: Eukaryota; Metazoa; Chordata; Mammalia; Diprotodontia; Phascolarctidae. The record is from RefSeq and is a predicted model, not a curated record.
UGGUUCCGGGGCCGGCUGGGAGGCCUGGAUUUGAAACCGCUGGCGGGAAGAUGGCGGCCACCGCGCCCGAAUACGGGAGCGGUCAGCUUCUUUUCCUGCAGCCGGCACGGAGCUGACGAGGAGCCGGGACGAUGAAGCUCACGAGUCGGAGUGGGAAGCGGCGGCGCUCGUCGUCGCCCGGCUCGGACUCUUUCUUGGGACGUGGUAGCAGCAGCGGCGGCAGGAGAAGGGACAGAGGAAGCGAAGGUGUUGGGGUCAGUCCGCGGGAACCCGUGGUGCCCGUGCUGAGCCCGCCCCCAGGCCUGGCGAGUAGCCUGCGGAGGAGAAGCCUCGGCUCGCCAGGCCCAUGCAAGCAAGUGGUGAUUCCUGAUAACCAAACAGACAAAUUACUCCUGGCAAGCUGGGGGCUUCCCAAAGCAGUUCUGGAGAAAUAUCAAAGUUUUGGUGUAGUUCAGAUGUUUGAAUGGCAAGCAGAAUGUCUCUUGCUUGGGCAGGUCCUGGAAGGAAGGAACUUAGUCUAUUCAGCUCCAACAAGUGCUGGAAAGACCCUUGUUGCUGAAUUACUGAUUCUGAAGAGGGUUUUGGAAAUUCGUAAGAAAGCUUUAUUCAUUCUGCCAUUUGUUUCAGUGGCUAAAGAGAAAAAAUAUUACCUUCAGAACCUGUUUCAGGAAGUAGGAUUGCUGGUGGAAGGCUACAUGGGCAGCUGCUCCCCAGCUGUCCGUUUUUCUGCUUUGGAUAUUGCUGUCUGCACAAUUGAGAGAGCCAAUGGUCUGGUCAAUCGCUUAAUAGAGGAAAAUAAGAUGGACUUGUUAGGAAUGGUGGUUGUAGAUGAAUUGCAUAUGCUGGGAGACUCUCAUCGUGGAUAUCUACUAGAACUUUUGUUGACUAAGGUUCGAUAUGUGUCUCAGAGAGCAGCAACGAGCAUAGAAAAUUUGACCAGUGACUUUUCUAAUGAAAUUCAGAUAAUUGGCAUGAGUGCAACGCUCCCUAAUCUUGACCUUAUAGCUUCCUGGUUAAAUGCUGAACUUUAUCACACCGACUUUCGGCCAGUACCACUUUUGGAGUCAUUAAAAAUUGGUAGCUCAAUAUAUGACUCAUCCAUGAAGCUUGUGAGGGAAUUCCAACCCAUGCUUCAAGUGAAGGGAGAUGAGGACCAUAUAGUUAGCUUAUGCUAUGAAAUCAUUCGUGAUGGCUAUUCAGUCUUAAUUUUCUGUCCAUCAAAGAGUUGGUGUGAGAAGCUGGCGAAUAUCAUAGCGCAUGAGUUUUAUGAUCUACAGCAUCAAGCAGAAGGAUUGGUAAAGCCACCUGAACUUCACCCAGUUACAUUGGACCGAAAGGGACUCCUGGAAGUGAUGGAUCAGUUAAAACGCUUGCCUUCUGGACUGGACUCUGUACUGCAACAAACUGUACCGUGGGGCGUGGCAUUUCAUCAUGCAGGUCUCACUUUUGAGGAGAGGGAUAUUAUUGAAGGAGCAUUUCGUCAAGGCCUCAUUCGUGUUUUAGCAGCAACAUCUACACUUUCUUCUGGAGUGAAUUUGCCUGCCCGCCGUGUGAUUAUUCGGACUCCUGUGUUUAAUGGAAAAUGUCUUGAUAUUCUCACUUAUAAGCAGAUGGUUGGAAGGGCAGGAAGGAAAGGUGUUGACACAGUAGGUGAGAGUAUCUUAGUCUGCAAGAAGUCAGAGAAAUCAAAAGGCAUUGGUCUCCUUCAGGGGUCACUCAAACCUGUGUGCAGCAGCCUGCAAAGAAGAGAGGAAGGGGAGAUGACUGCCAGUAUGAUACGAGCUAUCCUGGAGAUAAUAGUUGGUGGAGUUGCCAAUACACCAAAAGAUGUACAGAAUUAUGCUUCUUGUACUUUUUUGGCUGCGAGUCUGAGAAUGGAAAACCAGAAAAGUGUGAAAGGGGAAAAGCAGAAAACCCAACAGGAAGAGCGUGGAGCAAUUGAAGACUGUGUGAUGUGGCUACUAGAGAAUGAAUUCAUUCAGAUUUCAGAAGCUAAUGUUGAAAUAAAAGAAAAAGUAUAUCAUCCUACCCACCUUGGUUCAGCCACUCUUUCUUCAUCUCUUUCUCCAUCUGAGGCCCUGGAUAUAUUUGCCGACCUUCAGAGAGCUAUGAAAAGCUUUGUUUUAGAGAAUGACCUGCAUAUUGUCUAUUUGGUUACUCCUUUGUAUGAAGAUUGGACAGCUAUUGAUUGGUACCGCUUUUUCUGUCUAUGGGAGAAAUUGCCCAUCUCCCUGAAGAGGGUGGCAGAACUAGUGGGAAUUGAAGAAGGUUUCUUGGCCCGUUCUGUAAAAGGAAGAAUCAUAGCCAAAACUGAGAAACAGCACCGACAAAUGGCCAUCCAUAAAAGAUUUUUCACUAGCCUUGUACUAUUAGAUUUAAUCAGUGAAGUUCCCUUGAAGGAUAUUAUUCAGAAAUAUGGUUGUAAUCGUGGACAGAUUCAGUCUUUACAACAAUCAGCUGCAACUUAUGCAGGGAUGAUAACCGUGUUUUCUAAUCGUCUUGGCUGGCACAACAUGGAACAACUGCUUUCUCAAUUUCAGAAACGUCUUACAUUCGGUGUCCAGAGGGAGCUGUGUGACUUAGUUCGGGUGUCUUUACUGAAUGCACAGAGGGCCAGAGCUCUUUAUACUGCUGGCUUUUUAACAGUGGCUGAUCUUGCCCGAGGAAGUAUUGCUGAGGUGGAAGCUGUUCUGAAAAAUUCUUUACCAUUCAGAAGUGUCCGCAAGGCAGUAGAUGAAGAAGAGGAAGCAGCGGAGGAACGUCGGAAUAUUCAAACUAUCUGGAUAGCUGGGAGAAAGGGUUUAACUGAAAGGGAAGCAGCAGUUCUUAUUGUGAAGGAAGCCAAAAUGAUUUUGCAGCAGGAGUUAGCAGAAAUGGGAGUGCAGUGGAAUCCAGACUCUUUUUUAAACUCUGAAACCUGUUCAUCAAGCAGCAGUGAAUCAGAAGUGGAGGACCUAAAAUCUAGGCAUCAUGCCAAAAGCUUAUUUAAAAGACCCAAAGUAUUAAAAAGAGAAACCAGAAUUCCUUUUGGUGAGUCUCUUACUAAGAAUACACCCAAUACCGUACAAAAUUCUUAUACGGACAAAAUGCCUGCGGACACUUCAAAUUACACCCUACAAGAUGGAAAUCAAGAACAUCAGUUACAUGUUGAAAUGAAAAGUGAUGAGUUUAUUCCUAGAGCAAAAAGAUUCCCAUUUUUGGAUACAAGUAAAGAUAAGAUUGUCACUACUGCGAAUAAAAGAAAGACAGGCAUUGAGAAAAUUCCUAAAACAUUCUCUGAUGAAAAAAGGAAAAGAUCAACUUUAAAUUUCUGUUCCAAAAAACUGUUCAAAACACCUCAGUAUCAGAAUCAAAGCAAGCAUGAAAACCAAUCUGAAGUUAGAUGCAAUGUCAAAGACUCUAGGACACACAGAAUUGGUUCACCAAAUAUUACUAUGUUCAGCUUUGGUACUGUUAAAGAUUUACUCACUUCAGAUGAAAAGAGUACAGAAUUUCAAAAUCCAGGGUCUUCUGCUCAAAAUGACUCUUUGGGCAGUAACGUCAAAUAUUUCAAACACAAAACACCACACCUUCCACGAACAGAGGAAAGUUGUUCAAGGAACAAAAUAACCAAAGACUCUAUUUUAGAAGAUUUCAUCAGAGAAUCUCAAACAGAAGAUAAUUCUGGCCAAGCCCCAGGAUCUGGGAAUAAUGUAGUGGGGGAAGCCAAGCCAAACAUAGAAAUAACGACUGUUUUGAUGGAUAAUAAUCAUAUGAAAAAUCAGAGAGUUUAUAGGGAGCACAUCAAUGCCAAUCCAAUUAUAAAUUGCCCUGAAAAGAGACCGGUUGCAUAUACAAAAGUCUGUGUCAAAGAGGAAGUGUUGUUAGGCAGAGAACCACACAGGGAAACAGGUUCCAGUUUUACAAACACAGAUAAAAAUGUUGCUGUUAGCAAAUGGGAAGGUGGAGAGUCUACUGCUGAUGAAAAUAACCCCAGACAUUUUCAGCCACCAGAAAACAACAUAAGCAGACCCAAGGUGGCCAAUGGAAUAUCAUUACAAGGUGGAGCUGUGGAUAAAGGAGACUUGGAUGAAAAUGAUCCAAAGGCCUCUGGAGUGAAAAAAAAAGCAGGUGCUUAUGUUGCAAGUGAAACUAAAAAUAAUCAGUCUUCUGACUUAGGCUUAGGCCUUAGGGACUUUGAUGAUAGUUUCCACCUGGAUACUGAGACGGAGAAAAUAAUACAACAGAUGGCAGCUGAAACUGCAAAACAAGAAGGAGCAAAGGACAUAAACCUAGCAACAAUGUUGACCCAGAAGAGCUCAAGAAGACAAGGCUCUGUUAGCAUUUCACAAAAUGAAAAUAGUAUUUAUGUCAAUCAAGGAUCAACCGUAGGAAUGAGAAAAAUGGAUCACUCAAGUCUUAAGAUUGUAGAUACUGAGAAACUCCUGACUCUAGAAAGCCCUCCAAUGAAACUGCGAGAAAAUUACUUUUCUUUUAAAGGGAAUGAAAAUUCUAUCACUGACUCCCAAUUAAAUAGUUUUCUUCAGGGUUAUCAAACACAAGAUUCAGGAAUCAGCAUUUCCCCAGGAUUUCAAAAGAGAGCUUCAGCUGGCAGAGAGGCAAAUUGCCCACCCAUUUUUGAAACAAGUUUGAAUAUGAGUGAUAGUUUGCUCUUUGAUAGUUUUAACGAAGAUUUAGAAAAAGAUGAAGUAAGGGAGCAACAGCCAGACCCACAAAAGAGUGUGCCUCCUUCUGAAAUUACUUCCAAUCAUUCCAAUGACAUUCGUGUCAGCAACUUUGAUGUGAAACAGGAUGUGCAGCAACGGUUUGCCUGUUUCAGUGAUGUUAUGUUCUCAGAAAUAGAUUCUCUUCAGAUGGUGGAAGCUUUGGAUGGUGCAGAUUUGUCUCCCAUUCAAGAGCAGCAUGUCCCUGCAGUAACUCUUAAUAGAUUAGAGCAAAGUAAGUCAGGAGUUAUAAAUGAUAAUUACUAUAGAUCAAGAGUAGAUAGGAUAGGUCAGGAUGUAAGUGUCCAAAUAAUUAAAUCUACUGGAGAAAAUAAUGACGAUCCAGUGAUGUGGUCUGGGGCAUCAUUUGAUUUAAGCCCAGGAAUACAAAGCUUUUUAGAUAGACUGGAAAGUGAUAAAACAAGUUUAACGAGUACAGAGUCAUCUGCUUCAAAGGAAAAGCACAUAGACUUAAAUGACCAGCAAGAAGUAACCUCUGCUUGGCUAGCACAGGGAAUGCCACCUUCUCCUAAUGGCAAAUCAGAAAACAACUUUGAAGUGUUGGAAAACAAUGCUAGGAUUCCAGCUUUUCAUGGUAAAACUUCAUCACCUUUGCUUUAUAAGGAAAGCAGCAUUAUUUCUGAUCAUCAUCUAGAGAGUCAUGCAUUUUUUCCUCCUUCACCCAUUUCUAUGCCACCUACCGAGCAUGGCCCAUCACGAGUCCUUGGAACAUCUGAAAAACUUGGGAAAAUCAAAAUGGCUUUACAUAGAGAUGAAAGUUACCCACUCAGUUCAGUAGCAGAUAUUGAAGACCAAGAUCUUAAACCACAAAAUGGAAAUAAUCAUAUGAAAAACUACAGUCCCUCUAAAGACACAGAUGUUUCACUGAAGUUUUCACAAGAUGUGUCCCAAUUAACUCUAGUCCCAUGUAGUACUGAGAUUUUGACCAUCAUUGACGUAGCAAGUGACCAAACUCUUUUUCAGACCUUCAUCAAAGAAUGGCAGUGCAAAAAGAGAUUUUCCAUUUCACUAGCUUGUGAAAAGGCUGUUCGCCCUAUAGGCCUCAAAUCAGUGGGUAUAGGUGGUAGAUUUAAGCAAGUAAGAUCACCUGAACUAAUCCCAGUUGCAGAUGAUGGGUUUCCUGUUAAAGGCCAUGAAGACAUCUUGUUGGUUGGACUGGCUGUGUGCUGGGGUGAAAGGGAUGCCUACUAUUUGUCACUGCAACAAGAAGAAAACCAUUCUGAAAUCAGUGCCACUUUAGCACCACCUUCUUUGGAUCCAAACCUGACUGUGAAUGAGAGACUAUGGCAACUUCAGGCUUGUUUGCAACAAAUCUCUGUGAAAGAACGUUCAGUUAUCAUCUACAACUUCAUCCAGAACUAUAAGAUACUUCUUCUGUCUUGUGGCAUUUCUCUGGCAGGAAGUUUUGAAGAUCCAAAGGUGGCCUGCUGGUUACUAGAUCCUGAUUCUAAAGAGCCAACACUGCACAAUAUAGUUACAAGCUUUCUUUCUCAAGAGCUACCAUUAUUGGAGGGGAUAGAAACAGGCCAAGGCAUUCAAAACCUGGGACUGAAUACCAGCGAUAACCACUCUGGCCGAUACAAAGCAGCCAUCGAAUCUAUUCUCAUCUUCAAUUCUAUGACCAGACUCAAUUUGCUGUUAGAAAAAGAAAAGCUACAAGAUGUUUUCUGUAAAGUGGAAAUGCCCUCCCAGUAUUGUUUGGCCUUACUGGAACUAAAUGGUAUAGGUUUUAGUACGGCAGAAUGUGAGAGUCAGAAACAUGUCAUGCAAGCCAAACUAAAUGCAAUUGAGGCUCAAGCCUAUGAACUAGUAGGUCAUAGCUUCUCCUUUACUUCUCCAGAUGACAUUGCUGAGGUUUUAUUUCUGAAAUUGAAGUUACCACCAAAUGGAGUUCAAGGAAACAAGAAAACUUUGGGUUCUACCAGAAGGAUGAUUACAAAUGGACGUAGUACCAAGAUAGGCAAGCAGUUCAGUACUAGUAAGGAUGUUUUAAACAAACUGAAGAUGUUACAUCCAUUACCAGGCUUGAUUCUAGAGUGGAGAAGAAUCACAAAUGCUAUUACCAAAGUUGUCUUCCCACUGCAGAGGGAAAAAUGUAUGAAUCCUGUCCUUGGAAUGGAAAGACUCUAUCCUGUAUCACAGACUCACAGUGCUACAGGUCGAAUAACUUUCACAGAGCCAAAUAUACAAAAUGUGCCAAGGGAUUUUGAGAUUGAGAUGCCAGCACCAGUUGGAGGCCCACCUUCUCAAGUACAAGGCAGAAGUUUCCCUUUCAGGAGCAGGUAGAAAAGUAAAAGCAAUUGUAAUAUAAAUUCUGGGUACCAGACACUAAUGGCUGAAAGAGUGAAAGACAAUGGGAAGCCAUUUUCUGUUAGUAUGAGACAUGCCUUUGUUCCUUUUCCAGGAGGAAUGAUUCUGGCUGCAGAUUAUUCUCAACUAGAACUGAGGAUCCUGGCUCAUUUAUCCCAGGAUUGUCGUCUCAUUGAGGUACUAAACAGUGGUGCUGAUGUGUUCAAGAGCAUUGCAGCAGAAUGGAAGAUGAUUGAUCCGGAGACAGUUGGGGAUGAUAUAAGGCAGCAAGCCAAGCAGAUUUGCUAUGGAAUAAUCUAUGGAAUGGGAGCUAAAUCUUUAGGAGAGCAAAUGGGCAUUCAAGAAAAUGAUGCUGCUUGUUAUAUUGAAUCCUUCAAGUCCAGAUACACAGGUAUUCGACAUUUCCUAAGAGAGACAAUAAAGAACUGCAACAGAGAUGGGUUUGUUCAGACCAUUCUGGGGAGGCGAAGGUAUUUGCCUGCAAUCAAAGACCCAAAUCCUUACAGCAAAUCCCAUGCUGAACGUCAAGCGAUCAAUACCACAGUCCAGGGGUCUGCUGCUGAUAUUGUCAAAACAGCCACUGUUAACAUUCAGAGACGAUUAGAGACACUCCCUUCUGUCAUCCAGUCACAUGGACAUAGAGAGAGUAAGCUACGUGGUGACCAGACAGGACUGAAGAAAGGAUUCCAAAGAAUAUUUUGCCCAAUAAGAGGAGCUUUUUUCAUCCUUCAGUUGCAUGAUGAGCUCCUUUAUGAGGUGGCAGAAGAUGAUAUUGUCCAGGUAGCUCAGAUUGUCAAGAAUGAAAUGGAAAAUGCAGUGAAGCUCUCAGUGAAACUGAAAGUCAAAGUGAAGAUAGGUCCGAGCUGGGGAGAACUAUAUGACUUGGAUGUGUGACUCUGGAAGGGAGGAGACUGCCCUUGGUCGGGGAUCUUGGUCCUUCUACAUGGCUGUCCUUUCUUGUUACAUGGAACUGCCCUCAGGAGGCCCAGCCACAACCAAAGUGACAGCAGCUAUUGGAUGAACCAGGUUAUUUUUAUAAAGGCUUUUUAAAAAGCAUUAUUACUUCACAUCUUAAAGGACCAUUUAUGAAUAGUGUUUUUAUGGAGGUACGUUACCACAUGGAUAUUGGGAUGUCAUGAUUUUUUGAAAAAAAAAUGAAUUUUCUUCAAAUGAAAUAGAAUUUAAUGAUUGUAACUCCUCACAAAAUGUCUAGGGAAAUUGCCUUUUAAAGAAUAAACACAGAGAAUUUAAUGGUCUCUCAGGAUUGUUAUUAUAUGAACAUAUUGCUAGUUAAAUUGGCUUAAUGCCAGAGACACUUGCUUGAAGAGGUGCUUAAGAAGCACCUAACACUCUGGUCUUUCUGAAUUGUCUCUGCUUGGGUAGAAAAGGAAGGGAGCUCUAUUAAGCUUCCUGGAAGGUAGCAAUUUUGUCCCAACACAUUUGGUUCACAUUUAGAGGAAUCUCUAAAUACCAGCAGCCUUGACCUGGGCUAAUACUGGGAACAGUAAAUAGAUAAGUAUUUAUUUUGCACAGUAGGGUUAAGCUUUUUGUGAUGUUUUUUAUCUAGAAAGAAGCAGUGGGGGUUGGGUAGGCAUUAUUUUAGGUAUUUAGUGAUUCCAAGCCUGCAGGAGUCUAAAUUAUGAAUUUUAAGACUGUGAAGGAAAAAAAUGAUGAAUGUUAUCUAAGAAUGUAUUUUCUUGAAAAGCUUUCUCUUCCUUCUAUGUAUUUAAAAUACUUGUCUUUCCUCUUAAUGGAGCCACACCUCUUAAAUUGCACUUGUUUUAGAAAGAAGCUUCUUUUUCAUUUGCAGCUCAGUUGAAUUCGACACUGAAAAUUUCCCAUUCUCAUUGUUGUCUUAGUACCUUUUCCCAUUCUAGAAUAGGGCUUUUUUUAAAUGUAAUUGAAAAUCUCAUGCUGAAAAGAUUGCACUUUAUACAGAGCCUCAAAAUUGGCCCUUUUCAUUAUUGAAAUAAAAUGAAUUUGUGAUGAA